CUGAAUGCAUGCGACAAACAAGUAGUGUUCUUUGCAUAAUCACUUUUGAAGCCAGCUGUCUGGCUGCAAUUAUUUACAUAAAUUUGAAUCAUGUGAAUGAUUGUUUUUUUUGGGGGGCAAGUUGUUGUAUGAAGAAAAUGUGAGAUGUGUGAUGCAGUCGGGCAUUGCACUGGAAAUACAUCCAUGGAUCGGAACUAAAUAACGAAACUGAGCGUUGGGGUGCUAUUCAACAACAAAGGUGGGACCAGAACAUUGACUACAAAAGUUUUAAUGCAAAAGUUGUAGGUGUUUAUAGUGCAUACAUUUAUAUCUAAACUUGUGUGAUAUGUAAAAGACCCUUGCAUUCUUUGUUUUCUUAUUUUAUGCUCAACAUGCAUCAAUACACAUUUGGUUAGAUGACAGAGCCACUAAAGUGCUUUUAUGUUAUAUUUUCAUGUUACAGGAUGUGGAAGAACAUACUUCUCCUCUUAAGCCUUUCAGGGCUCGUGGGACACCAUGCGUCUCCCAUCACCAAACUCUACCACCACGUGGAUCAGAAGAUGAGCUGGACUGAUGCUCAGCGCUACUGCAGGGAGCAGUUUCAUGACCUGGCGACCAUAGACAACCGGGAAGACCUAGAGCGGCUGCAAGGGUCCAGAAAAGGGUCCGAUUAUGACAUUGACAGCGCAUGGAUCGGACUUUAUGAUGACCGCACCAGAUGGCAGUGGUCCUACGGCAACCAAGACUACAAAAUGGGUCAAGACUAUGACAAUUGGGUCGGAUCUGAACCAAACAACAUAGGCGCCAAACAGAACUGUACAAUGAUUAUGCUAAAAACAGGAGGAUGGGCGGAUAAGAGCUGCAGCGACCUGGCCGGUCCUGUCUGCAUUAAUGCUGCGGGCAACUACAUCGAUGUCCAAGAAGAAAUGACCUGGUACAAGGCGAGGAAAUACUGCGUGUCUCACCACACUGAGUUGGCAAUUGUGAGAGACGCGACAGAGAACAGCAAAAUCUAUGCCUUGAUGAAUUCAAACGCAUGGAUCGGGCUCCACAGAAAUCCAUGGUCCCACUGGUCUGACGGGAGUAGAACCUCUUACCUUAAUUGGGAAACAGGCCAGCCAAACAAUUAUGGAGGCAAGCAAAAUUGUGCUACAAUGAAUUUUAUUAGAGCAGAUUAUGGAGACGUAAAUUGUCAGGCUUUGAAUUACGUCGCCUGCCAGGAACUGCAGAAACAACGCUCAACCUUUAGGAUAAAGAUCAGCACCGAGGCAGACAUGACAAAUCCGGAGGUUCAACGCCAGUUUUUGGAAAAGCUCUCUGCCAAAAUGGCCAAGGAAGGUGUGACUGGCGUACAACUCCAUUUGGUUGUGAAGGACGGACAGGACCAGCAGAGUGAGAAAUGAAGAGCUCUUUGCUGUAGAAUAAAUUUCGUUGUAUGAAAUGUUUCAGACACAACAGCGUGUGACGCCCCUUGCUUUAGAUCAACCAAUGAGGGAAGAACUGAGCUUUUGUCUUGACAACUUUUCAGCAGACGAUCUUGUUGACAACCUAGCCACAUUUACGUUUAGGGAAUUUAGCAGACUUGCAAUAAGUACAUUUGUCAGAAGAAAGUGAAACAAUAUAUUGAUGUCGGUACAGUAAGGAUGUUGAUAGAAACAAGUGCCAAGAUUAACAAUUGGUUAACCCAUUCCCCCUUCUUCAAGAAAGAUAGCUAGGAUAGAAUUCUACACAAUGCUAAGCACAAUUUUUAAAUGCCAGGACGUACAAUAUACAAUAAGUGUGUAAGAGGGGAUGUUUUUAGGAG
Molecule: messenger RNA, 1783 nt
Organism: Gadus macrocephalus (Pacific cod)
Lineage: Eukaryota; Metazoa; Chordata; Actinopteri; Gadiformes; Gadidae
Product: macrophage mannose receptor 1-like
Exons: 4
Coding region: 396-1382 (328 amino acids)
Source: RefSeq, a predicted model, not a curated record